AUGCAUUGCUAUAAAGAAUAUCAUCGUACUCACAAAGAUUUUUCUUCGAUCGCUAUUGAUGCCACGGGGAAAUUUGUCCGUAAAAUUGUCUUUCCUGAUGGUGAAAAAAGUCAGUAUAUAUUUCUUUACCAAAUUAUAAUAAAUUUUGAUAAAAAUUCACAAUCUGUGUGGCAGAUGUUAUCAGCAGCUCACGAUGCGGAAACUAUUCGACUAUGGUUAGUUAAAUGGGUUAGUUUGGGAGCUAGACAUCCACGUGAAGCAGUCUCGGACGGAUCACGUGUACAAUUAAAUGCUAUGUCCAGUGCAUUUAAUUUAACGCCUUUAAAAACAUACAUCGCAAUAUGUUUUAAAAAUUUACACAGACAUAAAAAAACUCCAAUUAAUACCUAUAUUAGAUUGGAUGCCGCUCAUUUUGUCCACUCAAUUACUGGUUGGAAGUACUUCAAGUCCGUAUUACAUCCAUCAAUAAAACAAUUUUACAUUCGGUGUAUAUGUCUUUUAAUUGACUGUACAAAUUUAGAUGAUUUUCAGCGCAUCUUAUUAUUAAUUUUAGUAAUUUGCAAUGUUGCACACGAAGACAGUACUAUUGACAUCGAAGGUGAAAUGAUAUCUCCUCUUGGAGCUAAUCACAACCCGGCUCCUUGGACUUCAACACAAUCUGUCUUCUCGCAGGAAACCUCUCCUCAUCUCUCCGACACGGCACCAUCGAAAGUUAACUUCUCCCCCCCAAAAAACGGAAAUUGA
Cotesia congregata is the source of this 744-nucleotide messenger RNA. NCBI's taxonomy places the organism in Eukaryota, Metazoa, Arthropoda, Insecta, Hymenoptera, Braconidae. The record is from the annotation of a GenBank genome assembly.